Messenger RNA from Schistocerca piceifrons (Central American locust), 1551 nucleotides. Its product is annotated as UDP-glycosyltransferase UGT5-like. The transcript has 6 exons. The record is from RefSeq and is a predicted model, not a curated record. Bases 1 to 1551 code for a protein of 516 amino acids. Lineage: Eukaryota; Metazoa; Arthropoda; Insecta; Orthoptera; Acrididae. Gene Ontology annotation, molecular function: UDP-glycosyltransferase activity.
AUGAGGACAACGUUGCUGCUGACAGCCGCCUGCCUGCUGACGCUGGGUGACAGGUGUCUGGGGGCCAGGAUCCUGGCAGCGGUGCCGACCCCCUCCAUCAGCCACCAGCUGCCACUGAGGACGGUGCUGCUGGAACUGGCCAGGCGGGGCCACCAGGUCACGUUCAUCACGACCCACCCAGUUCACGCUACCAUUGCAAACUACACUGAGGUUGACCUUUCAGAGAGUUAUAGAAACUUCAUAGAAAAUUUUGACCUUAAUGAACUGCCAGAUGCAACGUCUCCUGUGGCAUUUUUUCAAAUGCUUCUUGACGGGGCGAGAUAUGGCUGCCCGUUUCAGUUUGGUUUGACACCUAUGAAAGAGUUCUUGAAAUUGGAGCAGAAGUAUGAUGUGUUCAUUAUAGAGAAAUUCGGCUUCACUUGCUAUUAUGGCUUAGCGCACAAAUUGGGAUCUCCACCGUUAAUUGGAUACACUUCUCUUGGACCUACGUCACUUAUUCGGAAGACCUUCGGCAGUCCACUUAAUCCUUCAUACAUUCCUGACUACAAUCUUGGAUACACGGACCACAUGACCUUCUGGCAGAGACUGUACAACGCUUACAUCUUACUGCGGUCGCUGGACAUUGGACAGAGAGUUUUGUAUGCGAGAGAGGAAGAGGAACUCAAGAAGUAUUCCGGUCCGAACCCACCUACCCUGAGGGAAAUAGAUCACAAUUUCAGCCUCAUGUUGGUCAACAAUCACUUCAGCGUGAGCUACCCUGUGCCGAACACGCCUAAUAUCAUCGAAUUAACUGGACUCCACAUCCAGAAGGAGAGGAAGCUGCUGCCAAAGGAUGUGGGAGAUUUCCUGGACGGCGCGAGGGACGGCGUGGUUUACUUCAGCCUAGGCUCCAAUGUGCGGAGCACCGCCAUGCCUCCAGAGACAGUCCGCGCCUUCCUGGACGCAUUCGCUGGAAUCCCGCAGCGCGUGCUCUGGAAAUGGGAAGCUGAUCGCCUGCCCGGUCAACCGAGCAACGUGAUGACCGCCAAGUGGCUGCCGCAGCAGGACGUGCUGGCCCAUCCGAACGUACGCCUCUUCAUCACUCAGGGAGGACUACAGAGUUGGAACGAGGCAGCUUAUUUCUCUGUGCCCGUCAUUGGGAUUCCUUUCCUAGGAGACCAGGUUUACAAUGUCGAAAAGAUGGUCGGUUUAGGCGUUGGACGAAGGCUGGAUUUAGAAGACGUCACGAAAGACAGUGUGAUGGAAGCCAUACAGACAGUUCUGGAAGACAAGAGCUACCAGGAGAAUAUGAAGCGCUUCUCCGCCAUCUACCGGGAGCACCAGAGCACGUCCCUGGAGAGGGCGGUGUGGUGGGUGGAGUACGUGAUCCGCCACCAGGGGGCGCCUCACCUGCGCAGCGCAGCUCUCGACCUGCACUGGUGGCAGCUGCUGCUGCUCGACGUCAUAGCCUUCAUACUGGCUGUGGCGGCCGUGGCGGCGUUUGUCCUCUACAAGCUGAGUCGGUGGCUCUUCUCGUGGCUCACUCGACCCAGCAAACUAAAGAAACAGUGA